AUGGCCGGCAGCUUAAGACCACUCAAGCAGCAAACAGCAGCAGAAAGGACAGCAGCAAAAACGGCAGCAAAGGCGGCAGCAACAGCAGCAGAAGCAGCAGCAGCAGGAAAAGCGGCAGCGGCAGCAGUAAAAGCAGCAGCGGGGAAAGUGGCAGCGGCAGGAGCAAAAGCAGCAGCAGAACCGCAGCGGCAGGAGCAAAAGCACCGGCAGCAGCAGCUGCUGCUGCUUUUGCUGCUUCCAGCUGCGUCCUCCAAGCAGCAACAGCAGCAGCAGCAGCAGCAGCUUGGGUUUGCCGCGUGA
This is a messenger RNA of Eimeria tenella, 300 nucleotides long. RefSeq lists its product as uncharacterized. NCBI's taxonomy places the organism in Eukaryota, Apicomplexa, Conoidasida, Eucoccidiorida, Eimeriidae. The transcript has a single exon. The record is from RefSeq and is a predicted model, not a curated record. The coding region runs from base 1 to 300 and encodes 99 amino acids.